AUCCGAAUCCCGAGGAGCAUUUACACGAGACCGCAAAAGAGGGGUUAUUAUGUUCAAUAGAAACAGUGUCUGUUGGUGACAUUCACAAUGUUAAAGGAUGUUACUUCAACAGUUUUUGAUUCGGAUGCUGGAUUUAUCAUUCGUACAUACAGUCUAUUGGAUUUUGAAAACUAAGCCAGUUAUAUUUAGCGAAGACGUUGAACUAUUUUGCAAUUAUAACAAGACAACCAAUCAUAGCUGUGACGAAUGUACAAAAAGAUGGCAUUUAUAUCUGGCGUCUGAUUUCAAACUGUUAUCGUUUAAUGGGUUUCCAUCUGAAAGUUCAAAAUACAACACUACAGAGAGCCCUGGUGGGUUUGGCUUGGUAAUUAAAAACUUCAGCGAGCAAGACUUAAAAGGUUCAUAUAGAUGUUCUUAUGGAUUUGAAAAUGAUAGAAAAUACCUCGACAUUGGAAAUGAUUAUGAAUACUAUCCCAUGAAUAAUACACUAGACAGUCGAUAUUCUAUCAACGAUCACAAAACUUUGACUAUUCGAGUUGAUUUUAAAGAAGUUCAUCCAUAUCCAAACUGCACUAUUUCUUUUCACAGUAAAGAUAUAACUUCAGAUGUGAUAGCAGAGUCUGAAGUUAUCCAGCUGUUUUACAGAGUUACGUUUACUUUGAGUUCAAACAUUGAAGAUUAUGGAUUUUGUAAAGGCGACUUACACAUGAUUUGUUUGAUAGGGUCCAAGCAGAUUGAUCCAAUAAAGACAACCUUCGAUGAAUGUUUGGAAAAUAACAGACAGUGGGCAAUUAUUGGUGGCCCAAUAGCAUGUGUAUCCAUAUUUGUAAUUACUUGUAUUGUGAUAUGUAGGAAUACACGCUGUAGAAACAGAUUUAAAGAUGCCUUACCAUGUAAAAUGUGUACAGGAGAAACAGAUUAUGAAAUUACUGAAUUACAGGAAAUAAGACCAGAGCCAAUUAGUUUACAUAGAACUGAGUUUGUUGAUGAACCGACCGUGCAAGACCCUCAUGGGUAGUCAAGGUCGUUAAAGACCCCCUCAUGGUCGUCGAUGAAAAAAGUAAAACAAUUGGUGAUAAGUUGCUUAAUGAGAAAACAGCAGUGCAGGAAUUUUAAAUCUAUUUUGCAAAUCUAUAGGACAAAUAAAACAAUUAUAGGGAUUUUCGUGCAUACAUUAUUAUGUUGCAGGUUUACUACUGAACAAAAGUUGGGACAUACAUUUCGUUUCAAUUCCACAAGUUUAUAUUUAGCAUAUUUAGUUAUUUUCAGACUUCAGGAAUUGUUUGCAGAGCUUCUACAUCUGUCAAGGCACAUAUUUUGUAUUUAAACAUAAAUUUAUUUUAUAGUCUCUGAUUUUAGCAAAACGUAUAGAGUGAGCUUUUCCAAUUGUUUCUCAAGUCUCUCGUCUGCCCUCGUCUGUUUAGUUUUACAAAAAAAUGUUUUCCUCUGAUACUACAGGGUCAAAUGGAAUCAAACUUGGCCAGAAUCAUCCUUAGGGAAUUUAGAGUUUAAAAAUUGUGUCCGAUGAUCCUGUCUGUCGACCAACAUGGCUGCCAAGGCUAAAAAUAGAACAAAGGGGUAAAAUGCAAGUAUUGUCUAUUAUCUUGUAAACCGUUAUAAACGGAGAAAGUCUGAUAGAACAAAAAUGUUCAAAAUGUCUAGAACUAUCUUCCAUUCAUUCGUCCAAAACUGUCAGACGUCCCCUGAUAAGAGUUGUUGCCCUUAAAUGACGAUUUUUAUUUUUACCUUUUUUGGGGCGAUUUUGGGUGUUAUCUGUAAAACUAUAAGAGAAAGAGGGAAACUGUAAAUCCCAAAAAUUAUCUGCAAAUAAGUUUGCAUAACCGAAAUCGUCAGUUGACUUCUUUUAUGAGUUAUUGAGCUUGAAAGAUGAUUUUUUUAUCAAAUUCACAUGGUCGAAAUCGACAGUCACAUUAUUAAAGGAGUUAUUGCCUUGAACAGUCCUUUUUUGCCCCUUUUUGUCUCGCCUUGAAGGAACCACUAAUGGUAGGUCAAUGAUAUUUGGUAUACAGUUGUAUUAGCAUUGACACAUCGCAUUUCCAUGGAGAUUAUUUGGUCCCUCUCCCUCAGUCAUGGUCUAUUGACUUUGAAACUUUUGCUUAGUUUACAUGUAUUAGUUUGUGAUUAUGUCAGUGUAUGGGGAACCACUGGUGAAAGGUCAAUGAUAUUUGGUUUGCAGUUGUAUAAGCAUUGGCACAUCUCAAUGCCAUAGAGAUUAUUUGGCCUCGAUCUCUCAGUCAUAAUCGAUUGACUUUGAAGCCUUUGCUUUGUUUGCAUUAUCAGUUUAUGAUUAGGUCAGUUUAUGGGGAACCCUAGUGGUAGGUUAGUGAUAUUUGAAAUGCAGUUGUAUUAACAUUGCAACAUCUCAUUUCCAUACUGCAUUUUACUAUCAAAAUAACAAAAAGGAUAGAAAUAUAUCUGUGUUAACAGUUUAUGUUUUUGUGUGUGUGGAAACUAUAGUGGAUAGAGAGACACUGUAUAGGGCAAAAAUUACCACAUAUUUAAAAGUAAAAUAACAAAAAUACCGAACUCAAAGGAAAAUUCAAAACGGAAAGUCCCUUAUCAAAUGGCAAAAUCAAAAGCUCAAACAGCUCAAACACAUCAAACGAAUAAAAACAACUGUCAUAUUUCUGACUUGGUACAGACAUUUCCUUAUGUAGAAAAAUGGUGGAUUAAACCUGGUUUUAUAGCUACAUAAACCUCGGUUUAUUCCCGAUUGUCCCACUUUCUAAAAUUUUAGAGUUCUGAUUGUCCCACAUGAAAAGUUAUGAUUGUCACACAUUAUUUUAUUAUGUAAAAUGUUCUUAAAUAAACAAGGUAGUUGUUGUUUGUUUUACUAAAUAAACAAGAAUUAAAACAUGUUUUUUUAAAUCAUCACAUUAACGCACUUUUGAUGAAAUAAUAUAAAAUUUCUGAGUUAUAAAAUAUAAUGUUACUCUUAUUUGUAAAACAAAUAUCAGUAUUGUAUUUUUAAUUACAUUUUUUUAUUAAAGUUUUUAAAUAAAUUUAAAAAUAUUACAUGCAAUGAUUCUAAAUGCUCCUGCGGUUCUCCUGUUGAAGAUGCCAUCCAUUACUUUCUAGAAUGCCAAUUAUUUUAUAAACAAAGAAUAUCUCUGGUUAAUGAUCUUAUACAUAUGAACAUACACAUUGAUACUGAAACGCUAUUGUUUGGAAAAGAUGCAUAUAAUUACGAAACUAACUCUAAAAUUUUUGAUAAAGUUCGUUAUUUCAUUAAACAGUCAAAAAGAUUUUAACGUUCUAAGUCAGCAGCUUUCUUUUUUCUCUCUGUCAUAUUUGCUUUUUUUUUGUUGCCAUGCCAAUGUGUGACUCCUUCCUUUAUUACUGUCGCUAUACUAUGUAUGUGUUUGCUGUCAUCAUAUAUGUGUAUUGUAUAUGUAAGGAGAUGACUUAAUAUAAGUUAUAACUUGUGUCCAAUCCUAUUGCUUGAUUAAUACAAUCAAAUAUUAUUAAAUUAAAAUGAAAUUAAAACGUCAGAUUAACCUGAACCCAACAACUUUCUUCAUUGAUUACGAAGCUGCUGUUCAGAAUUCUGCUAGAGCAUCCUUUCCAGGAAAAACUAUUGAAGGACAUUUUGUUUCACUAUACUCAGUGUAUUUGGCAAAAAGUGCAGUAAACUAGACUCGUCUCUUAACUAUAAAGGAGAACCAAACAUUCAUAAACUUAUACGGUCGGCAGCAGUUCUUCCUCUGGUACCACCUACAGAAAUAGACGACGUCUGGUUCCAUACACUUGAAGACCUGGAAAAUUCGGAUUCAACAGCAAAUAUCACUUCGUUUACGGAUAACGUCACAACAUACUGGGUUGAAAGCAACAGGCAGCUAUGGAACCAUUACCAAACCGAAGGACCAAGGACGAAAAACCACCUCGAUGGAUGGCACAGUAGCUUGAAGAAGAUGGUCUAAGUACCACACCCAAACAUAGUAUAAAAGAUACUGAACUAUCUUAAAGAAGAGCAGGCAGCAAACGAAAUGACUAUCAUUCAGUACCAAGAUUGGGGAGUAGGACCAACAUAUAGAACAAAAUACAAACACGUCAACCAAUGCCUACAGAAACCAUCUUCAGAAUAGUGAAGUUAUUGUGUUUCAGUAUGCUGACAUUGCUUCUGAUUUAUUUGUUACAUUUUGACUAAGUUUGUUGAAAUUAUAUGAUGUAUUGUGAUGUUUAAGUUAUGAAUUAUGUGUGCUUUAUUGUUGUACCUUAUGCAUUUUGCGUGCUUAAUAGUAUCUGCUCUUCGUGUCAUGUGUCAUGUGUGUGCUUUAAUGUAAUGAAUCAAUUUGUUUAUUGUGUGUACUUUAUUGUAUUUAGCUGUUUAUUAUGUGUGCUUAAGUGAAACUCUUUUUAUUAUAUAUCAAUGUAGAAUUGAGAAGUGCUUGAUAUGUGCUAUUUUAUGACUAAAUACAUAUUAUAGUCUGUGUUUGAUGAUACUUUGUUGCUAAUAUAUGCAAAAAAAAAAUGUAAAUAUUA
Messenger RNA from Mytilus californianus (California mussel), 4503 nucleotides. RefSeq lists its product as uncharacterized. The record is from RefSeq and is a predicted model, not a curated record. Lineage: Eukaryota; Metazoa; Mollusca; Bivalvia; Mytilida; Mytilidae. The coding region runs from base 98 to 1018 and encodes 306 amino acids. The transcript is spliced from 6 exons.